Penicillium taxi is the source of this 801-nucleotide messenger RNA. Its product is annotated as alpha/beta fold hydrolase. Bases 1 to 801 code for a protein of 266 amino acids. The transcript is spliced from 4 exons. Gene Ontology annotation, molecular function: peptidase activity. Gene Ontology annotation, biological process: proteolysis. Lineage: Eukaryota; Fungi; Ascomycota; Eurotiomycetes; Eurotiales; Aspergillaceae. The record is from RefSeq and is a predicted model, not a curated record.
AUGGUCGAAUACGCUGCUAUCGGAAACGCAAAACUGGCUUACCGUUUGACCGGUCCUGCCGAUGGCCCUCUGAUAAUCACUCUACAUGGAGGUCGAGGUUUUGGAAGCCACAGUUCCGACUUCAAGGCUUAUCACCCGCUAUCCUCGUCUUAUCGGGUCCUCUCGUUUGACUUUCGAGGACAUGGCCAAAGCUCGAGGACUGAGCCUUACACAUUCAAUCAGCUGGUUGAAGACAUCGAGGGAAUGCGGCGGCAUGUCCUCGGUGACAAUCAUCCUUGCAUCAUCUGUGGUGGCAGCUUUGGUGGGUUCCUAGCUCAGCAGUAUGCAAUUACAUACCCAUCCAUGGUUUCGCAUUUGAUUCUGCGGGGAACUGCUCCUUCUUAUCAUCAUGAGGAAAUGGCCAUUCGGACACUUGAAAAGCGGGCUUCGAAAGCUCCUAACUUCUCUGUCAAAUUCUUGCGAGAUGGAAUUUUUGGAAAGUUUGACAGCGAUCUUGAAUUCAGGCUUGUCAUGUAUGCAGCGGCACCACUCUAUAGUGAGAGUUUCGACCCAGAAGCUGCUUUAAAAGCCAACAUCAACACAGUUUUCUAUGCGAAAUCACAUAAUCAGCUCCAAUCCAUCACCGCAAAGACAUUGAUUAUUGUGGGAGAAUUUGAUUGGAUUUGCCCAAAGGAAAACUCGGAAGAUAUUGCAUCGAGAGUGCCCGGCGCACAUCUAGCAGUUAUUGCAAAUGCAAACCACGCAGUUCACCAGGAGAAAAAUGCGGAAGUCAUAGAUUUGAUCAGGAACCAUCUUGCGUAA